Caenorhabditis bovis is the source of this 417-nucleotide messenger RNA. The record is from the annotation of a GenBank genome assembly. Lineage: Eukaryota; Metazoa; Nematoda; Chromadorea; Rhabditida; Rhabditidae.
AUGGCAGAAACCCCAUUAAUUCAUUGUCUGCAAACUUCCAGCGGGAUUAAUGCAACAGUAAUUGUCCUGGAUCCAGGAAAUAUUCGACGAACAGCAACUGGAUCGGUUUUAACUAUGCGGAUUGCCGAUGCGUCAGGCACAAUCAACUGCACAAUAAUGAAUCCCGAUUUCAACGAGACGUGGCGAGCCGGCGACAUUCUGAAAAUCCGCGGAGCCCACACGCAAAUCUAUCAAGGCAGUUUGGUGUUGUACAUUGGCCGAAACGGCGAUUGCAAGAAGGCCGGCGAAUUCGGAUUGCCGUUCAACGAUCAGCCCGACAUCAGUCAAAUGGCGCAACAGCAACAGCAGAACGUCGGCGCGAAUCCGAAUCGCGGCCCGCAAAGCAUCGCCGCCGGACGAGGGCGUCCGACCUACUAG